GCGGGCAGUACCACUGAGCUCACAGGGGAGAGAAAACUUUACUCUAGUCCUGACGUUAGUUUUCCGUGUUCCGGAAAACACGGGCAUGGGGAAGAUCUAACCGGAGACGCGCGCGGACAGGGCGAUCGGAGAGAAGGCCAUUUACCCCGGUACGGUGAAGAAAAGGUGUUGGAGCAACAUGGCUGCCUCUGUCAAGGUGGCAGUGCGAGUCAGACCCUUUAACUCCCGAGAGACAAGUCGAGAUGCCAAGUGUGUAAUACACAUGCAGGGCAAUACUACAUGCAUCAGCAACCCGAAACAGCCAAAACACACUGCUAAGAGCUUCACCUUCGACUACUCCUAUUGGUCACACACUACAGAGGAUGAUCCUGCGUUUAUUUCUCAGAAGCAGGUGUAUUUGGAUAUCGGAGAACAGAUGUUACUUCAUGCAUUUGAAGGGUAUAAUGUGUGUAUUUUUGCUUAUGGACAAACUGGAGCGGGGAAAUCGUACACAAUGAUGGGAAAACCGGAGCCUGAAGAACAGGGCAUCAUACCACAGAUGUGUGAAGAUCUAUUUAAUCGCAUCAUGGAGAACACAGAUCCUGAUCUGUCAUACUCAGUAGAGGUCUCCUACAUGGAGAUUUACUGUGAGCGUGUGUGUGAUCUGCUAAGCCCUGUGUGUGUUGUUGGACUGCGCGUGCGUGAGCAUCCCAUCCUCGGACCAUAUGUGGAGGAUCUGACCACACAUGCCGUGUCCAACUACAGGGAUAUCACUGAACUGAUGCAGUGUGGGAACAGAGCACGUACGGUGGCAGCAACGAACAUGAAUGAGGCAAGCAGUCGAUCUCACGCUGUUUUUACACUCAUCUUCAGUCAACGCCGCCGAGACCUCAUCACCAACCUCACCACUGAGAAGGUCAGUAAGAUCAGUCUGGUUGACUUGGCGGGCAGUGAGAGAGCAGCUUCAUCUGGAGCAAAGGGCAUAAGGUUAAAGGAAGGAGCUAACAUUAAUAAAUCUCUCACUACACUGGGGAAGGUCAUAUCUGCACUUUGUGACAUGCAAAACAGCAAGAAGAAGAAAUCAGACUACAUCCCAUACAGAGACUCAGUCCUCACGUGGUUACUGAAGGAGAAUCUUGGUGGUAACUCACGCACUGUUAUGAUUGCUGCUCUCAGCCCUGCAGACAUCAACUAUGAAGAAACGCUCAGUACACUACGGUAUGCCAACCGUGCAAAACAGAUUCGCUGUAAUGCCGUGAUCAAUGAAGAUCCAAACGCACGGCUAAUCAGAGAAUUAAAGGAGGAAGUGAACCAACUCCGAGAGCUAUUGCUAGCACAGGGUCUUAGCCAGCUAAUCACUGGUGCGGAGGUGAAUAAUAACAGUACCUGUUCAACACUAGCCACUGACUUUGCCCCUAAAAGUGCUCCAACAAUCACAGCCCAUGCCUCCUCCCAAGAUAUUUACCCCUCAGUUUAUCAGGAUGAGAUCACACAGGAGGAGGCAAUGGAAAGACUGAGGGAAACAGAGAAGAUUAUUGCUGAUUUAAAUGAAACUUGGGAGGAAAAACUACGAAAAACCAAUUCUAUGCGUUUGGAGAGGGAGACUCUAUUAGCUGAAAUAGGUAUGUCUAUUAAAGAGGACGGAGGAACUGUUGGUGUGUUCUCACCUAAAGGAACACCACACCUGGUGAACCUGAAUGAAGAUCCUCUGAUGGCUGAGUGUCUCCUGUAUUACAUUAAAGAGGGAGUUACCAGGGUCGGUCAGAAGGAGGUGGAUAUCAGGCUCAGUGGGCCAUUCAUUAUGGAACAACAUUGUGUCUUUCACAGCUAUACUGACAACCAUGGAGAGAUUGUCGUAACUCUGGAGCCAUUAGAAGGGUCGGAGUGUUAUGUCAACGGCAAGUUAAUUACAGAAUCAACAGUACUCAGACAAGGUGAUCGUGUGGUGCUAGGGAAGAGCCACGUGUUCCGUUUUAAUCACCCAGAGCAGGCAAAGAGGGAGAGGGAACGUGGCACCACUAUUGUCCAGCAGGGGGAGUGUAACGUCACACAGCAGGAGCUGAUGGAAGAACAAGGGAUCGAAAUCAGAGAGGAUGAGGAGACGAGGUUGAAUGACAUGGAGCUUCAAUACCGUCAGGAGAAAGAGGAAGCUGACCUUCUGCUUGAGCAGCAGAGACUGUAUGCAGACUCAGACAGUGGUGAUGACUCUGAUAAGCGUUCAUGUGAAGAGAGCUGGAAACUCAUCUCAUCUCUCAGAGAGAAACUACCAGCUAGCAAGGUGCAGUCUAUAGUUAAGCGCUGUGGCUUGCCCAGCAGUGGGAAGCGACGUGAGCCUCAGCGUGUAUAUCAGAUCCCACAGCGGCGACGUGUGGGUGUGUUUGACCCUGAGCAUAUGUCUCUCUCUGACCUGCAACUGCAAGCAGUGAAGGAAGUGUGUUAUGAAGUGGCGCUUGCAGAAUUCCGAAACACACGCCAGGAAAUAAAUGCCAUGGCCAUCAUGAAGAUGAACGAACUGCUGCACAUACAUGGAAUGAGUAUGGCUGAAGGGGGUGGUGCCUGGAGGCAGGUGGCCCAGGAAGUCUGGGACACAGUGGGUGGGGCCACAGAAGAAAAAGACAGAGUUAGCGGUGGAGUGGGUGGAGUUGGUGAUGAAGGUGUCAGGGACAGAGGUGGCAUGUUUGAGCUGAAGACUCACUUAGAGAAGCUGACAGACAUUUUACAGGAAGUGAAGCAGCAAAACAACAUGAAGGACGAAGAGAUACAAGCACUCAGAGACAGGAUGAUGAAGAUGGAGAGGGUCUUGCCUGUACGACAGGAUUGUGAAGCGUUAGAGAAUCAGGGAAUCGGAAAAAUAAAGGCCAAGGAGGCAAAUGAGAGGCGUGACCAUGAUAAUGAGGGAUGUGUGUCUCUUGAUCUGCUGUCUAAUAAAGAGCGACUUGUGCAUCUGAUGGAAGAAGACCCCGCCUUCCGUAGGGGGCGACUCCGCUGGCUUAAACAGGAACAGACACGAUUCCAAAAUCUGCAGCAACAGCAAAUUGCAAAACAGCUGCGACAGACAGGGGGUGGAGGCAGGGCUGGGGAAGGAAGCAUGGUUCACCUGCCGGGAACAGGGCGGUUCAUCCCUCCACACGAGUGUAAGCUGAAGUUUCCCUUUAAGAGCAACCCACAGCACAGGCACUCUUGGAGCCCUGCCCAUCAUAUAACCCCACCCACUGAGGAAGAGAGGAGGGAGGGGCCAAAACGUCGUUCCACGACAAAUCAUAUCACUCCACCUCUGAAUCACAUGGUUCCAUCAGCAAUCCCCAGUCCUGCCCAUGAGGUACCAUUGUUCAUCCUCCCAUCUAUGUUCCAGUUACCAGUUGCCAUGGGAACCCAGCGCAUGCACACUCCCUCCAGCAACAGUCACUUCCCACAGCAUCAGCAGUGGCACUACAGGAGGAACUCUGUGGACAGUUCAGUCAGUCACCAUGGACACAAUUACCAUGGUGACAGCAACAACCAACAAAGUCACUAUCAGCGAAGGUCACCAAGCCCUAUGGCAAGAGGGGAUCCCCGAGAUUACUAUGGCAACCAGCAGCAUCAGCACAACCGACCCCAGCAGUGUGUCCGCCCAUUUCUGAUGUACCAGGCCCUGCCCACUGCACACAGGCUGCCAAGCAACACACACAGUGAAUAUGCCCAGUGUGGCUGGGGGCGGAACCAAAAAUACACCACACCCCCUCGCAUGAGACGUCAACUUAGUGCACCUGACCUGGAGAACAAGCAAACACCUAUCUAACUGUGUGAGUGAGUGAGUGAGUGAGUGAGUGAGUGAGUGAAACAAGUGGAGAGGAAGCAAAUUUAAGGAAUGGGGGAAAAAUAAAAAGAAAUGAAAAGGAAUAAAUAUGUAGACAAAAGAACAAAAGAAAGCAACCAAGUGAAAAAAGCAAGUGGAAAAAGUGAAGUAAAUGAAUAAAGGAAACGGAGAGGGAAAAAAGGAGCAAGUAAUGAAGAAACAACCAAACAUGGAAAAAGAAAAAAAAAAGAGUAAAUAAAUGAUCUCAGAACUUAUGGUGGGAUCUGAUUUUUUUUUUUUACUUUGUGUGUGUGUUUCACAGAUUUGUGAUGAAAUAAAAUAAAUAAAAAUAAAAACUGUGUGUGUCAGAAACCAAA
Messenger RNA from Neoarius graeffei (lesser salmon catfish), 4131 nucleotides. Its product is annotated as kinesin-like protein KIF1C. Gene Ontology annotation, biological process: microtubule-based movement. The record is from RefSeq and is a predicted model, not a curated record. The transcript has 23 exons. Gene Ontology annotation, molecular function: microtubule motor activity; ATP binding; microtubule binding. NCBI's taxonomy places the organism in Eukaryota, Metazoa, Chordata, Actinopteri, Siluriformes, Ariidae. The coding region runs from base 179 to 3757 and encodes 1192 amino acids.